UUGAAAGAGGAAGAAAGAAAUGGCAGAUGAUAAAGGUACAGUUUGUGUGACAGGAGCAACAGGGUAUGUAGCAUCAUGGCUGAUUAUGAGGCUUCUUCAACAUGGUUAUUCAGUUCAUGCCACCAUUAGAUCACACCAUGAUAAAGAAAAGAAAGACUUGAGCUAUCUCACAAACUUACAAGAAGCAACAAAGAAGCUAAAAAUCUUCCAUGCUGACCUUGAUGAUUCAACUAGUUUUGAAAAAGCAAUACAAGGAUGUAUUGGAGUUUUCCAUCUAGCACAUCCUAUGGAUGUACAAAACCAAGAGCCAGAAGAAAAAGUGACAAAAAGAGCAAUGGAAGGAACACUAGGAAUUUUAAAAGCAUGUUCAGAAUCAAGGACAGUGAAAAAAUUGGUUUAUACUUCUAGUUUGACCACAAUUAUGUUCAAUGAUAAGAAUCUUGAUGUGGUGGAUGAAGAUAAUUGGAGUGAUAUUGAGGUAUGUAAAAGUAGUAACCUUGUUGGAUCAUCUUAUAUGGUGUCUAAAAUUUUGACUGAAAAAAGUGUUUUAGAGUUUGGAAAAGUGAAUGGAUUGGAAGUUGUUAGUUUGGUUCUUCCUUUGGUUGUUGGACCAUUUAUUUGUCCUAUGAUACCUUCAUCUGUUUAUUUAGCUCUAGCCAUGAUCUUUGGAGACGAGAAACGAUACGAGUAUCUCACCAACUCAUACAUGGUGCAUACAGAUGAUGCCACAAGUGCCCUUAUAUUUCUUUUUGAAUGUGACAAUGCUAAUGAAAGGUUUAUUUGUUCCUCUGACCAAAUAUCAUUCUAUCAAUUGUAUGAAUUGCUUCAUCAAAGAUAUCCACAGUUUCACAUUACAAUACCAAAUUCAAUGGAGACAAAAAAUGAUGAUGCAAAGUUCACUGAGUUAUCAUCAAGAAAGCUUUUGGAUAGUGGGUUCAAGUUUAAGUAUGGUGUCAAUGAUAUGUAUGAUGCAGCUAUUCAGUGCUGCAAAGAGAAGGGCAUUCUUUAGUAAGGAUCAUGAAAUUUAUCAUGAACUAAUUAAAGAAUGAGAUAUACAACGUGUGAGUUUAGUCAAUAAA
Messenger RNA from Trifolium pratense (red clover), 1079 nucleotides. Its product is annotated as vestitone reductase-like. The transcript has 4 exons. Lineage: Eukaryota; Viridiplantae; Streptophyta; Magnoliopsida; Fabales; Fabaceae. The coding region runs from base 20 to 1009 and encodes 329 amino acids. The record is from RefSeq and is a predicted model, not a curated record. Gene Ontology annotation, molecular function: oxidoreductase activity, acting on the CH-OH group of donors, NAD or NADP as acceptor.